AUGGAAGUGCCGACUUCCUCUCCGUCUUCUCCCGUCGCGCAAGCCUCGACGCAACCCAAGUGUGAAAGUUCGUCUCCGCGUCUCGCAGCCGUCAAGGCCGAACCGGGUUGCCAGUCCGACCCUCCGGGGCCCGCGUCCGAAAAUGUAGGCCCUCCCGUCUCCACUGUCCCCACACAGACCGCCCCGCCCGGCGACGCUUCGCGAUCUGAAAGGCGCAGCCUGACGGAGGGCGCGGCCUUGCCCGAAGCGGCUGCCCCGCCCGCGGAGACAGUUGGUGCGCCGGAGGGCGAGGCGGGAGCUCCAGAGACGAGCCCGCAAGACGGCCUGGACGCGCCUUCCUCGCCCCAUGGAAGGGCCAGCGUGAGGAGUACACUCAAUGUGGCUCGGUCCACGUGUUUGUCGAUCUUGAACGCUCUUUCGCUGUGCUGUCCGGAGUGGAAGAAGAAGGACAACUUCCGUUCCUUCUACUUCCACUUUGCGCAGAUCUCGCAGGCUGCCGAUCGGUCCUUCCUCGACAUCUACUUGACGAUCGUCUUCGACAAAAUCAUCCGCAGUCUCCCUCCUCAGCCCUGUCCGCCGCCGAUCCCGCUCGUGGUAAAGGCCAUUCGCGAAAUCCCACAGAAUGACGUGAACGACAUCACCGCGGAGCUCGACGCCCUGCGCCUCUCUUCUGCCGCUGCUGCGGCGCAGGCAGCGGCGACCUCGGGCGCCUGCAUCGACUUCGAGCCGUCUCUCUCGCUCUCGGCCCUCGCCGAGGCCAGGCCCUCGCAGUCCCACAGCGGCUUCUCGCCCAAGGGGAAGAAGGGCGAAGACACGGGCCUCGUAUCGCCCAGAAAAACCGCACGCGCGUCUCCCACUGGGGACAGCCAGGGCACGACCGCGCCCUCGCAUCCACGGGGCGGCCGGGGAGGCGUCCGCGGAGGCCUCGGCCGCGGAGGCUCUGGCGCGGCUCGGACGCAGAGAGGAGGCAUGGCGCAUGCAGGCGCGGACGAGGAGGGCUUUCCUGACGAGUUCGCCGAGGAGGCUGGGGCGCCCGAGAGCGCCUCGCCGGCGACGGGCGCGGCGGGCCCUGCGGGAGGCUCGACGCCGCAGGCGCUGCGUCGGCUCGUGGGGGGGAUCUCCUUCAACCGCAGCGGGAACGCCUGGGUGGCGAGCUGGGUGACCAGGACCGACUUCAAGCACCGGUACAAGUACUUCAAAACUGCCGACUUUGGAUACGAGCAGGCGCGCCUUCUCGCGAUCCGCUUCCGCCAACACAAACUGCUGUCUGGCGACGCGGUCGUGGAGGCGUCGGAGCUCCAGCAGCGCCUGCCGCACGGGCUGGGCGUCGGUGCCGCGGCUGCCCACUACGCGCCCGGAGCCUCCGCGGAAGGUGACGGCGCAGACGAGGCGUUCGCGAACGACGAGAGCGAAAAGGGCGAGGACGGAAUGGAAGCCGCAGCGGGUGUUUCUUCGGCGCACCGGCCUGCGCGGUCUCCACCAAAGGGCGUACUCGACGUCGCGGGGGCCGGCGGUCUGGGGCUCUCGACCGCGCACGACCGAGGCUUUGAGGCGCGCCCGCGGGGCGGCGCGAACUUCCGCGCGACGGAGCCGUCGCCCAUGGAGGGCGUGUACUACCGGGAAGGCGGGAACGGGGGGACAGGCUCUGCCUCUUGGCAGUGUCGCUGGUCGGUUGGCGGCAAGAAGUACAGCAAGACGUUUGCGGUCAGCAAGUACGGCCCGGACAAGGCGCGCGAGCUCGCGAUCCGGUUCCGGCUCCAGCAGUCCGAGGCGAUGCUCGGGACGCAGGGCCAGGAGAACUACACGAACCGGAGUUUGGAAAUGGUUAUUUCCGAGGGCGACCAGAACCCCGUGAUCUUUGAUCGCGACGCCUCCGCCCACGCAGAGGUCCCACACGCCGCGGCAGGGCCCGCCCCGGGAGGCCCCGCGCACCGCUCGCCUGCGCAAGUCGCGCUCUCCUGGUCCGACAGCGGAGGCCCGGACGAAUGUGAAGGAACCUUCUCGGAUGGGCACUUUGCGAGGAAGCCAGGAGCUUCUGGCGACGGGUUCGGGCGGCGCGCAGGCGGCGGGGGCGUCGCCUCGAACGCUCUUUCUCCACAGGGGUUCCCCGCUGGGGCCCACGGCUUGUCACCGGGCGUCCCGUCCUCGUGCGGCGAGGAGACGCCGUCCCAGUCCGGGACUGGGGAGCGCGGCGGGGCCUGGCAAGCGGGCGUGAAGUUCGACGAGGCGACAAACGCGUGGAAAGCCUGGUGGCGGCACAACGGCGGUCGCGCAGUGUUCAAGGCGUACCCAAUCGCCAGGUACGGCGAGGCGGUGGCGCGAGAGAAGGCGGAGACGGCGAUGCGCGCCAAGGCCUUGGAACUUCAGGUGAUGGGUGGCGACGUACCGCGGACUGGCGCUUCUGCCGAGGGUCGGGAAGCUGCGCGUUUGUAUUCCGCGCGGUCGCGCGGCCGUGGAGCCUCACCCUACGGCCAGGCAUUCGCGGGGGGCUCUGGCGGGCACCAGGCGGGCGCCACGGCCUCGGGGAUUUCGCCUGCAGAAGGGCGAGGGCCCGCCGCCAUCUACUACGCGAGGCGCCCAGAGGAAGAAGGCGCAGGCGCUUCCUCGCCGUCUUCGCGCCGCGCCUCCCCAGGGGCCGGAGGCCACGCCGGCGCGGCGAGUGCGGCUUCUCUCGCAUCGUUCCUGUCUCGGGGCGCGGGCGGGGUCUUGUUGCCGGGUGAGGCGGAUCUCGAGGAGCACGAUCUGAAGGGGAUUCUGGACCUCGACAAGCGCGUGCCGGGGAGCGUCUUCCUCCAGCAGUCCGCCUACUGUCUCUCGUUUGGAGGCGGCGGCAAGUGGGUUGCUUCCUGGGGCGUGGGCGGGUCCGACCGUCUCCUCUCCCGCAGCUUCUCAGUCUCGCGCUUCGGCUUUGCGCAGGCGCGCGCAAUGGCCGAGCACUGGCGCCGCACGAAGCUGCUCAAGCUCUGGCGAACGGAGCAGGAGCGGAAGGAGACGGCAAGCAGGGAGGCCCUCAUGAUGGUGGCUGCGGGAAGCUCGCGCCUCGGCAAAGACAGGAGCGGCGGCGCGGCCGCCUCGAGUCUCUCGGGGAAAAAGGGCGACAUGCACUUGGGGCUUCUGCCGCCUCAUCGCCACACGCCGUACUCGCACUCGCCGUCUCUGGCGGGCAAGCGGGGGAGUGGGGCUGCCGCGGGCAGUGGGGCCGUGGGGACGACGUCCUCCGCUCUUCACCACUUUUUGAAGCUUUCGCAGGGGCGUGCGACGGGAGGCGCGGAGGCGUGGGCUCCAGGCAAGGGCGGAGGGGGCCGAGGCGCCGGAAAGGGGGACUUAUCACCCACGAGUCGCCUCGCGUCGUCGCUCGAGGCCGGCAGCAUGUGUGGGGCAGGGGAGGCGAGCGGGGCGUCUCCAGGAGACCGCGGCAACGGCUCGCAGAGCCUCUCGCAGUACCCGUUGGGACUCAGAGACGAGGGCGAAGAGGGUGCAGAGGAGGGCCUCGCCUCCAGCUGCGAGGGCGAUGGGGUGUCGCGCCUACUCCCCCCCUCUCGGGUGUCGGGCGCAGGCGCAGCUGGCGGCGUCCUGGCGAAGAGGGAGAAGGACAACGAAGAACGGAGACCACAUCCUUUGCUUCAGGACGACGAACUGUCUCCGCACGCGUCUGGCGCAUCCUCGUUCGACGUGGUCUUCGACGCGCAGGCGCAGGCGUGGAACGUGGAAAUGCUGUCGCUGCGGGGGGAGAAGGUCGUGAAGAGCUUCUCGGCGGUCGCCCUCGGCGGCGUAGAGGCGGCCAGGCGCAGUGCUUUGGCCGCUCAGAGAGGCAUGGAGGCGGAACUCGUUCGCGAGUACCUGGAUGCAGACAAGGGGACGGUGCACUUGGGAGUCUCCUUCGACAGGAGACACCUGGCCUGGCGGCUCCAGCCGGCGGUCGUCGUGGAGGCGGUGCUGAAGAAGCUGCGGACGGAGACCGAGGAGACAGAAAAGGGCUCUGCGGGCGAACCCGUAGGCGACGUUCCGGAAGUCAAGGCAGAGGAAGGCGACGGGUUUGCCGCUCGCGAAAAGAAGCCGCCACGCCUGACUGGGCAGCUGGCGGCUCCGGAGAAAAUCGCAGCGAUCGCCUCGAGACCCGUCGCAAUGUUCACGGUUAAUGCGCUAGGGUGGGAGCGGUCCCGUGCCGCGGCGCUCAAGGCCUCGCACGACCUUCAGCUCGAGCUGGGCGUCGCCGAGGCCUCGCUGCCGCCGCUCGAAGACGUGUUCGAGCACCCCGAUCUGUCGCGGCUCCUCAUGGCUCACCUCCGAAAGACAACGCGAAACCGCCAGGUGUCUUCGCCCGGCGGUUCGCUCGACCUCGGCGACGGCCACCGCCUCCGCACCCCGUCUCUGUCUCCGUCGCCCCACCUGUCGCCGGGCCUCGGGGACGCCGGUUCGCCCGCGCUGGGCUCGCGCCCGCGGAGAGGCUGGUCGCCGUCCGGCUCUGGGGCGCGCAGGCCGGUGGGCGCCUCUCCCGGCGCCUUCGAAGACGACGAGAGCUCCCGCGAAGCGGAGCAGGCUUGCGCUGCGGCGAUGAAGGUAGCAGCCGCUCAGGGCGUUCGGUGUCUGCAGGUCUCGGACUUCCUCGCAGACGUCGAAAUCUCCACGAUGGACGCGCAGGCGGCGGCCCAGCGCCGCGCAGCGCUCGCCGCCAACGCCGCGGCGGCAGCUGAGGCGAUCGCUGCGGAGUACGCCGCGUGCGGCGCUCCGGGGGAGGACGGGGCCGACAGGAAGGACGACGCGGGCGGGAAGCGCGGGGACGUGGCGAGUUUGACAACCUCGAAAGGGAUCCACUACAGCAAGCGCGAGAGGGCGUGGGUGUGCCGGUGGACCGACGCGGUGACGGGCAAGGUGGCGGUGAAGGCUUUCCAGGAGAAGAAGUUCGGCUUUGACGAGGCGAGGCGGCUGGCGGAGAUCUACCGCAGGGCGGCAGAGGCGACGGGGCGCGUGAAGAUCCGCGAGGGUCCGGCGACCAGCACGGGCCUGCCGCUCGUCCGGUUCGUCCAGACUCGGGGGGCGGACAAGGCGCGAGGCGGCGUGUGGCGAGUCGAGUGGUUGGUCAGCGAACCGGAGGCCGAGGCAGACAGCGACGGCGCCCAGGACGGGAAGGCCGUGCAGGCGGGGUGGAAGCCGAGCCGGAGGGCCGGAGUCACGUUGCAGGUUUUAAAGCCGUUUCUGUGCCACCAGUUCGGCGUCGAGACAGGCCGGCUCCUCGCAUUGCACCUGAAGAAGAAGCUCGACGGCGUGUACGGACCGCUCGCUGAGAAGCUCCGGCGCCGACACGCCGCCGCGAACGCCCAGGGCCCUGGAUCCCAGAAGGGCGAGACGGGCCCGGAGACUGCGGCCGAGAGACCGGCCGGAGACAGGUCCGACGCGGCGGGCGAGAAGCCAGGCGAAGAGGGACAGCCCGCGGAGGCGGCUGGCGGGGUGUCUCCGCCGGGGGGACUGCCAGCGGGGGAUCACACGCAGCGAGCGCCGUCGGCUGUCUCGACUUCCUUUUUCUUCGAUCCUUCCGACUUGGAAUUUGAAGACAUUUGUUCCCAGUUCCAAGCCGUGCAGAAGAUCCUGCGGGAAACCGCAGAGCUCGAGGCCCGCGUGCACCACGCCCUCCUCACGAACGCGCCGCUUCCCUUCAUCAUGGAGCCGCCGCCGUCUCCGCCGUCUAUCUUCGCGUCUGGCGAGUGCGGCCUUCUGGCGGGCGCCUUGGGCUCCGGCCGCGACGGCGAGGGCCCCAUGGUGUCUCUCGAGGCCCUGGCUCUCGCGGCGGCGUCGGGACGCGGCGGGCGCGGAUCGCGAGGCGGUCGCCUCUCGACCGGGAGCGGAGGGAGCCUGGGACACGAAGAGGGCCGGCGAAGGAGAAAGAGAGACCCGACCGCGGAUGCGACCGGGGCGCCGGGUGCCGACGGGGACGGCUCUGUGAAGCGCGAGUCCGACGAGGAGGGCGGGAAGAGGAGACGGCGCCUGGCGACUCCUGGGAGUGGAAGACGCGGCGGAAGAGAGAGCGCCGCGGCUCGUCUCGCGGCGGUCGCUGCGGAUCUCAUCUCGACCACUGCGGCCGCCCAGGCGUCUUUGGUUGCCGACAAGCUGCAGUCGCAGAAGGACGGGGACCUAGGCAGGCUGGCUGCGCGCGACGGGGCUCGGGGGCCCGGCCGGGGCGUUCCUGGAGCGCGAGGCCUCGAGGAGCGAAGAGGCGCCCAGAGAGAGGACAGCAGCUCCGACAGCAGCUCCGACAGCAGCGACUCCGACUCCAGCAACAGCUCUGACUCGAGCAGUUCCAGCGACUCCCUCAGCAGCGGCGAAGACACCGCGAGCGUCGGACGGCCCAGUGAGCCUCGGAAACCCGACACAGGGACGCCUCUGCUCCCCUCGUGUCUUUCGUCGGAGACUCCUGCGUCGCCAGCGGCGCCCGUGCCCGCGUCGCCUCGCGAGGGACUGGGGAAGCCUGGCGCGGCAGCAGCCUCAGGGGCCCAGGCCCGGCGGGGCGGCCCCCAGCGGCGGCCACGGCAAGGCCCAGGGGGAGACGACCGAGGCGCGCGCGGGGGGAGGAGCGGCGCAGGAAGGGGCGAGACGAUGCAGGCUCCGCCAGAAGCCGUGACCGCGCAAGGGGGGCGGGCGCCCCGUGGGGCCCCGGGCUCCCCCCCUGGGGGUGCGGCUCCAUUCCGAGCGCCUGCGAGUCGUGGACGGACGCCUGAGUUGCUUGCCCAAGGAAAAGACGGCGCGGGACCGCCGGCGUCUCCUGCGCAGUCGCCUGCGGCAGGCCAGCAAGCGGAUGCGGCGCUGCCGCCUUCGGGCCUCUUGCAGCAAGGCGUGGUGGGCGUGUCCUCUGGGGGCCCGCAUGCGCCGCUGUUGAAUCCCGCGGCUGCAUCUGCACUGAACCUGGUUCUCCAGCAGCGACGCGCUCAGGGCUCGUCAGCCUUGUCGCCCUCCUCGCACCAGGCAAUGACUGCGCUGGUCGCGAGCGCCUUGGCUGCCGCAGCGAGUCGCGGUGGGGUGCCGGGGCCCGUCGCGGGCGCGGCCGCGGGCCCGUCUGCCGGGGCGCCUGCGAGUUCGGUGGGCCUCUCGUCCAGUCCGCUCCUCGCGAGGCUGGCGCAGAAUCCGCAACAGCAGGCGUGCCUGGCCGCAGCGGCCGCGGCCUUCCAGAGACAGCAGGAGCUGCAGAGACAGAUCCAGCAGCGCGCCUUGUUCUCCGCCUCGCGACUGCCGCCCAGAGUCGGAGCCGUCGGCAGAGAGGGCGAGGCCGAGCCGGCGCCCGCCUCCGGCGCUGCGCCUGCCGGGCUCCUCUCUGCCUCGUCGCCUUCGCUUUCGCCAGGCCUCUCGGCGGCCUCGGCGUCGGAAACCCUCUCGGCGUUCCGAGCGAAACAGGCGCUCGCCCACUUUCAACAGCAGAUUCGACAGGGGCUGCAGCUGCAGCACGGCGUCGAGGCCCAAGGCCUGCGGGCCCCGCAGGGCACCGCUGGGCACGUUCCCGCAGUCUCCGCGGUUCGCGGGCCUGCGGACCCAGCCAGCGGCCCCGAGGCGGGCGAGCGCGAGGACGGACCAGCGGCCUCGCUUGCGGCGGGCAGAGGGCGACUGACGGCGGCCGCGGGCGUGGCGCCAGGCGCCCUGGGGGGGCCCGGAGGCGAGCGCCUUCCCUUUCUGGUCUCUGCGAACCUCGAGAACAGACAACACCUCCAGCGGCUGCAGCAGGAGCACCUGCUGGCUGCAGCCGCCGCGGCCUCCACGGCGCGAAGUGCCGGCGGGGCGGUGGGCCUCCCGGCGGGCGGGGCGGUGGGCCUCCCGGCGGGCGGGGCGGUGAGUGGAACAGAAAGCUCGGGGGUGUUUUUUGGGGGCGCAUCGCGCCCAACCGCCCCACACUGUCUCCCGGGAGGGCCCGCGGCCCUGGGCCCCGGAGGGGCGACGGGCCCGCCGGCUGCGGCUCAUCAUCAGGGGCAACAGAGCCUUCGGUUUCAGCAGCAAGUGGCGGCGGUCCAGCAACAACAGCAGAGGCUGCCGCAGCAGAGACAGUGA
Messenger RNA from Neospora caninum, 8028 nucleotides. RefSeq lists its product as uncharacterized. NCBI's taxonomy places the organism in Eukaryota, Apicomplexa, Conoidasida, Eucoccidiorida, Sarcocystidae. The transcript has a single exon. The coding region runs from base 1 to 8028 and encodes 2675 amino acids. Gene Ontology annotation, biological process: regulation of DNA-templated transcription. The record is from RefSeq and is a predicted model, not a curated record. Gene Ontology annotation, molecular function: DNA-binding transcription factor activity.